This is a messenger RNA of Paramormyrops kingsleyae, 2451 nucleotides long. The record is from RefSeq and is a predicted model, not a curated record. NCBI's taxonomy places the organism in Eukaryota, Metazoa, Chordata, Actinopteri, Osteoglossiformes, Mormyridae.
AUGUACCAAUAAAUUAUACAAACUUAUAGGUGUUCUAUAUUUAACUUUCCCGGGUUCGGUGACUGCGGGAAAAACGUGGAAGAAAAUUCACAUGUGUUUCUUGGGUCUCCAGCACACGUAUCUGCGGCUCAGGCUCCGCCCGUGCAGGAGCCGCGUGGCAUCCCGCCCACCGACAUUAUAAUUCCUCGGCGCCGGCAAACGUUCAUCAUAUUUUUUCGCGAACGACAGAACCUAGUCUUAUAUUGAGACUGGGUGCUAAUUGGCGCUCUUGGUUUGCGCAUAUUACAUAUAUAUGACCGUUUUCUUCUAAGAUACAUUGCUAUAUUUCUAAGUACAACGUAAUAAUAGAAGACCCGGUCUUCUUUUCCAGCAAAACUAAUUAAUCUAUAACCAGUCGAUGACUUCACUGGAUCAGGGCACAUCCAUGUCGAACGAGAAGAAUUUCCCAGUGGCUCACGGGAAGGGACGGGCACGGCGGCGGCUUUUCGGGCCUGUAGACCAUGAACUGCUCCAAGUGGAGUACCAGAACGCCCUGAAUAGGGAACUGGAGGAUGCUAGAUACCGCUGGGGUUUUGACUUCCUUACUGAGACUCCUUUGGAGGGGAGUGACUUCAUCUGGGAGGGGGUCUCAGGGUCAAAGCUUCCCUUACUGUACCGCCCAUCCAAGAUUCCCCAAGAAACUGGCUUGAACAGCAAGAAAAACAUACCUCGCACUCCAGAGAGGUACAUCUCCCUGACCCUGGCCCUGGAACAGACACCCGAGAAGAACCAGGCUGGCAAGACGAAGAGGAAGCAGAGCAGCAUUACAGAUUUCUACAAGUCUAAGCGCCGUAUGGUGGCCACGCCCAGGAAGUCAGGGCAGUGAGCAGAGCGGGAUGUUUCUGGAGAAGCAGCGCUUCCUGCCUCAGCGACAACCAUGCCAGGGUCCAUACUAACACAAUCAGGAAGCUAACUGAAUUAUUCAAGUACACACCAAUUGUAAAGACCUCUUUAUAUUUGCUUAAAGUAUAAAUGGAUCUCUCCAUCAAGGACAAACAUCUGUCUUUGGCAACUUGAGCUUUCUAAAUUGGGGUUUAAAUAGGAUACAUGGUGUUUCAGGUUCAUGGCAGUGUCAUAAUUCAGACCUUAAACGCUGUCCGUAUAGCACUGAUGGUACUAUAGGUCCAAUUUCCUAAAGCCUGCAAGACAAACUCUAAUAUGCAGUUACAGUUGUGGUAUACUUGUAUCUCUGUCAUUCUACUGAAACAGUGACCGACUCAAUCAGUCCUUUUUUGAUGGAUCAUUUUGUUAUUGCUGCUUGAAUUAUAACUAUUUAUUUAACUGAAUUUCCAUAAAAAACAGUUAAAGAUUCAGUGACCACAAAGGUAUAUACAGAACUUCCACUGAAUUUUACAGUGGCAUGUAGGUACUACAGAAAUGUCAUUUUCCUGCAGAUGCUGCUGAAAACUGAAUAGCAAUUUCAGCCUUUGACAUCUCUUCCCAGCUUUAGCAGAGGGUGUCCUGGCACCUCUUCUCUGGGUCUGCCUUGCCAAAAAGGACCUCCGUUCAUUACUAAGUCGGACUGACCAGGCUUUUUGUUGUCUCAGUACAGAUAGGGUAUAUUCCUGGAGUAGCACUUAGCCUUUCGGUCUGUCUGAGCUGUAGCUGUAUAUCAGUUCUACAUACAGUAUAUGCAAUUCUAGAAAGAAGGCAAGUUCAGUUUUUCGUCGAAAGUGCUUUAGCCCCUCCAAAGGCUCUGUCCCUGUUUCUGACCACUGAUGAUCAACCUUCAGGGUGGGUUAAACUGAAUGUAGCUACAUUGAAGCCCAUAUUGUCAGCAUUACACUUUGUGAUGACUAUUUGUCAAACUAUAUAUAUAUAUCAUGGUUUAUCUGUAAUCCACGUUAUUCCUUUAUCGUUUAUUUGAAGGAUUCCACAAUUAACGUAAUAUGCAUUGUUUAUGUUUUGUUUAAUCAUUAUUUAUUCCUAUUGCGCCAUGGGCGUCGCCACCAUUAAAUUUGAGGGACAAAUUUCAUAAUGUCAUAAUCACAUUUCACAAUUAUGCGUUUGGACCCCCCCUCAUUUAACAUAAACUAUUAGUUUUAUGUCAGUGUCCCCCCCACCCACAUUCAAAAUGCUUCUGAUGCCCCUGUAUUGUGCCAAUAUAAUUUUCCCUCUGGUCAUUGAGAAGGAUUCUCAGUAUCUGCCCUGAUUAAUGGAGUUGUAGACAUCUGACAUACCGCUAGAUGGGAGCGAUGCCACCUGCUGUCUUAGGAAGUGCAGAGGAUCAUAUCAGAGGAAGUUGGUAAUGCAAUUUCCCCGUAAAAAAGUAACUCCGUUUUGCACUUAUAGCUUGCUAUGUAAAUACAAUUAUUUUGCACAUAAAACUUGCUCAUGUCAAAAUCAUGAAAUGUAUUAUUUAUUAAGCACUGUUUGUGCAAAUUGCAAUUAAAAUAUUUCUAUUGUCUCAAA